GGCGGGGGUGGGCAGGGGGCGUGAGGCCGCCCCCUGCGGCCCGGGGGCCCCUCGAAAACGCGCUCCAGGUGCCCGGUCCCUCCGCUGCUCCCUGCCGCCGUCCUCCCGGGGGUCUCGGGCGGCCGCGGCCGUGUCCUUCGCGUCCCGGCGGCGCGGCGGGAGGGGCCGGCGUGACGCAGCGGUUGCUACGGGCCGCCCUUAUAAAUAACCGGGCUCAGGAGAAACUUUAGCGAGUCAGAGCCGCGCACGGGACUGGGAAGGGGACCCACCCUAGGGUCCAGCCACCAGCCCCCGCACUAAUAGCGGCCACCCCGGCAGCGGCGGCAGCAGCAGCGACGCAGCGGCGACAGCUCAGAGCAGGGAGGCCGCGCCACCUGCGGGCCGGCCGGAGCGGGCAGCCCCAGGCCCCCUCCCCGGGCACCCGCGUUCAUGCAACGCCUGGUGGCCUGGGACCCAGCAUGUCUCCCCCUGCCGCCGCCGCCGCCUGCCUUUAAAUCCAUGGAAGUGGCCAACUUCUACUACGAGGCGGACUGCUUGGCUGCUGCGUACGGCGGCAAGGCGGCCCCCGCGGCGCCCCCCGCGGCCAGACCCGGGCCGCGCCCCCCCGCCGGCGAGCUGGGCAGCAUCGGCGACCACGAGCGCGCCAUCGACUUCAGCCCGUACCUGGAGCCGCUGGGCGCGCCGCAGGCCCCGGCGCCCGCCACGGCCACGGACACCUUCGAGGCGGCUCCGCCCGCGCCCGCCCCCGCGCCCGCCUCCUCCGGGCAGCACCACGACUUCCUCUCCGACCUCUUCUCCGACGACUACGGGGGCAAGAACUGCAAGAAGCCGGCCGAGUACGGCUACGUGAGCCUGGGGCGCCUGGGGGCCGCCAAGGGCGCGCUGCACCCCGGCUGCUUCGCGCCCCUGCACCCACCGCCCCCGCUGCCGCCGCCGCCCGCCGAGCUCAAGGCGGAGCCGGGCUUCGAGCCCGCGGACUGCAAGCGGAAGGAGGAGGCCGGGGCGCCGGGCGGCGGCGCAGGCAUGGCGGCGGGCUUCCCGUACGCGCUGCGCGCUUACCUCGGCUACCAGGCGGUGCCGAGCGGCAGCAGCGGGAGCCUCUCCACGUCCUCGUCGUCCAGUCCGCCCGGCACGCCGAGCCCCGCUGACGCCAAGGCGCCCCAGACCGCCUGCUACGCGGGGGCCGCGCCGGCGCCCUCGCAGGUCAAGAGCAAGGCCAAGAAGACCGUGGACAAGCACAGCGACGAGUACAAGAUCCGGCGCGAGCGCAACAACAUCGCGGUGCGCAAGAGCCGCGACAAGGCCAAGAUGCGCAACCUGGAGACGCAGCACAAGGUCCUGGAGCUCACGGCCGAGAACGAGCGGCUGCAGAAGAAGGUGGAGCAGCUGUCGCGCGAGCUCAGCACCCUGCGGAACUUGUUCAAGCAGCUGCCCGAGCCCCUGCUCGCCUCCUCCGGCCACUGCUAGCGCGGCCCCCGCGCGCGUCCCCCUGCCGGCCGGGGCCGAGACUCCGGGGAGCGCCCGCGCCCUCGCCCCCGCCCCCGGCGGCGCCGGCAAAACUUUGGCACUGGGGCACUUGGCAGCGCGGGGAGCCCGUCGGCGCCGGCGGGCGGGCCGGUUUCGAAGUUGAUGCAAUCGGUUUAAACAUGGCUGAACGCGUGUGUACACGGGACUGACGCAACCCACGUGUAACUGUCAGCCGGGCCCUGAGUAAUCGCUUAAAGAUGUUCCUACGGGCUUGUUGCUGUUGAUGUUUUGUUUUGUUUUGUUUUUUGGUCUUUUUUUGUAUUAUAAAAAAUAAUCUAUUUCUAUGAGAAAAGAGGCGUCUGUAUAUUUUGGGAAUCUUUUCCGUUUCAAGCAUUAAGUAAGAACACUUUUAAUAAACUUUUUUUUGAGAAUGGUUACAAAGCCUUUUGGGGGCAGUAA
Molecule: messenger RNA, 1926 nt
Organism: Symphalangus syndactylus (siamang)
Lineage: Eukaryota; Metazoa; Chordata; Mammalia; Primates; Hylobatidae
Gene: CEBPB
Product: CCAAT enhancer binding protein beta
Biological process (GO): DNA-templated transcription; regulation of transcription by RNA polymerase II; regulation of cell differentiation
Molecular function (GO): RNA polymerase II cis-regulatory region sequence-specific DNA binding; DNA-binding transcription factor activity, RNA polymerase II-specific
Source: RefSeq, a predicted model, not a curated record